Messenger RNA from Thamnophis sirtalis, 2103 nucleotides. RefSeq lists its product as uncharacterized. Gene Ontology annotation, molecular function: DNA-binding transcription factor activity, RNA polymerase II-specific; RNA polymerase II cis-regulatory region sequence-specific DNA binding. NCBI's taxonomy places the organism in Eukaryota, Metazoa, Chordata, Lepidosauria, Squamata, Natricidae. Gene Ontology annotation, biological process: regulation of DNA-templated transcription. The record is from RefSeq and is a predicted model, not a curated record.
CCACCAGGGAAAGAGACCCCAGGAAUGCCUGAAGUGGUGGAAAAGAAUGGGCUUUUCUCAGAGGUCAGAGCUGCUUCAACAUCAGCAAAUCCACACAGGAGAGAAACGUUACAAGUGCGGCCAAUGCGAGAAGGCCUUCGCUCAGAAGUCACAACUUUGGCUCCAUGAGGAAGUUCACAAAGAAACCAAGUCUUAUAAUCCGUGCGGGCGGGGAAAUGCCGAGCGAUCAACUCUUCGGAGUCGCAAGAAAAGAAACCGAAGGGAGAAAAAUGAAGAGUGCCCAGAAUGUGGGAAAUGUUUUUCCACCCAGGCCUUCCUGAUACGACAUUGGAGAAUUCACACUGGCAACAGACCCUACCAAUGCUCCGAUUGUGAGAAACAAUUUAUGUAUUUUUCAUCACUUUGCAGACACCAGAAACGGCACCCAGGAAAGAAACGCCAUACCUGUGAGGAGUGUGGGGAAAGCUUUUCCUCCAGCUCCUAUCUUCGUGCGCACCAGGAUGCCCACACAGGGGUGAAACUGUACAAGUGCGCAGAGUGUGGGAAAUCCUUCGUUACAAAGGGAAACCUGUGGCAACACCAGAUGAUUCACUCACAGGAAAAGUCCUUCCAGUGCAUCGAGUGUGGAAUGUUCUUUCAUACCAAAGGAGGCCUCAAACGUCACGCGAAAAUUCACAAAGGAGAAAAAGAUUACAAAUGUUUAGACUGUGGGGCAGCCUUUGCUUAUUCGUCGUCCUUAAGAAACCACUGCAACAUCAUGCAUAUCGGAGUCUCCCCUCAUAAGUGCCCCGUCUGUGGCAAAUGCUUUUGUAGAAAAGCAAAUCUUUUGAAGCAUCAGCAAAUUCAUACCGGACAAAAACCUCAUCGGUGUCAGGAAUGUGGGAAAUCUUUUACUCUCAAAGAAUAUCUCCGGAACCAUGAGAAAUUUCACACGAAUGAGAAACCUCACAGGUGUGGGGAGUGCGGGAAGUGCUUUACGUGCCAUUCAGACCUUCAGAAACACUUGCGGGAAAAGUCCUUUCAGUGCAUUGAGUGUGGGAGGAUUUUUCAUACUAGAGGAGGCCUCAAACGUCACGGGCAAGUUCACAAAGGAGGGAAAGAUCACAAAUGUUUAGAGUGCGGGGCAGCCUUUGCUUAUUUGUCAAAUCUUAGAAAACACAAUCGCAGAAAGCACACAGGAGCGACGUCCCUUAAGAAAGGUAUAGAGACGGCAGAAGAGAAGCCCUUUGCAUGCUCGGAAUGCAGUAAAUCUUUUUACGAGAAAGCCCACCUUUUGAUCCAUCAGGUCACUCACACUGCAGAAAAACCUCACAAAUGCCUGGCCUGUGGGAAAUAUUUCGCUCACAAAGUCUACCUUAAAAAGCACGAGAUAGUUCACACAGGAGAGAAACCUCACAAGUGUGGGAAAUGUGGCAAGGAUUUUUCUCGCAAGUCCGAACUCCGGCUCCACGAGCAUAUACACACAGGGAUAAAGCCUUAUCAAUGCUCAGAGUGCGGGAUGCGUUUCAAUCACAAUUCAUCUCUUUGGAGUCAUAAGAAAACACACAAUGGUCUGAAAAAGGAAAAGUGCCCAGAAUGUGGGAAAUGUUUUGCUCGUAAGGGAGCACUCCGUGCCCAUCAGAGAAUCCACACAGGGGAGAAGCCAUAUACAUGUUGGGAGUGUGGGAAAUGUUUUACUCAACAGCAAGGACUUUAUGUGCAUCGGUUAGUUCACUCGGGGGAAAAGCCUUAUAAGUGCAUUGAGUGUGGAAUCAACUUCCGUCAUACAUCAUCCCUUAGUAGACACCUAAAUGUUCACCGACAGAAGUGAUGGCUAAACUUUUUCCCAUCGCGUGCCAAAAAACGGGGGGAGCACAAGCGGAGGGUGCGCGGGCGCGCCCACCCCCAUGAUGCUAUGCAGAUUCCACAGAGAAUUCGGGAACAACAUAGGCAGUACCAAUUUUUAACAAACCAGUUAAAUAAAAACAGAAUAAUGUACAAGAUGGUUGGUACCAGAGGGGUUGUGGUAUCUUGGCAAGGAAAAAGAUAUAAGAUAGAGAAUAUAGAAGAAGCACAGAAAUUCUAUGAAGAAUACUGCAAGAGGGAAAUAGAACAAGGAAGCAA